UCAACAAUUGUACUGGAGCCUGUAGACGUCUUGUUUACAGUGGUUGAGGCAAGGCCCGUGAAUACCUGUAGACACUAGUGCGUUACGGUUUUAUUGCUCAGCUUCAUUUUCUCGUUACAAGGUUCAUUAUAUGAGACCUCCAAUCUGGAUCGAGGCGGAAACAACAGGAAGAAGAUAGAGGAAUUCUCUCGUUCUUCUCGGGUGAAAAUAGUCCAGUCGAAGAACAAAAUGUUCUCGAAAUUUACGUCCAUUCUUCAGCAUGCUGUGGAAGCGCUUGCCCCGUCGCUGCCCUUGCAGGAGGACUUUGUCUAUCACUGGAAGGCCAUUACACAUUAUUACAUUGAGACUUCUGAUGACAAAGCUCCAGUCACAGACACCAACAUCCCAUCCCACCUAGAACAGAUGCUGGAUAUCUUGACCCAGGAGGAAAGGGAAAGGGAGUCUGGAGAGACAGGACCCUGCAUGGAGUAUCUCUUACACCACAAGAUCCUGGAGACUCUCUACACUUUGGGCAAAGCAGAUUGUCCUCCAGGGAUGAAGCAACAGGUGCUCACCUUCUAUACAAAGCUGCUCGCACACAUUCGUCAACCUCUCCUGCCACACAUAAAUGUUCACAGACCUGUUCAGAAACUGAUCCGUCUGUGUGGAGAGGUGCUGACUGCUCCGACAGAAAAUGAAGAGAUUCAGUUCCUUUGUAUAGUUUGUGCCAAACUGAAGCAGGACCCAUAUCUUGUCAACUUCUUCCUUGAGAACAAGUUAAAGAGACCUGACACAAAGAGUCCUGGAGGGAAAGAGGUCGUGAAGGGGAAUAUGUUGGCUCCAGACACUGGUCAGUCUGUGGCAGAGGAAAAGCCUCACUGCUCAGAGGAUCCUCAGGUAGCAGCUGUGGCCUCCUCCUCUAGUCCCACCAGUAUCAAUAAUAACAGCAACAAUUACAAUCUUGUCACCUCGCUGCUCAACCUCACAAAGAGCCCUGAUGGCAGGAUAGUAGUGAAGGCAUGUGAGGGCCUGAUGCUGCUCGUCAGUUUACCAGAGCCUGCAGCUGCCAAGUGUUUAACUGAAAACACUGAUCUAUGUGAGCUCCUGACUGACAGGCUGGUCUCCUUCUAUAAAGCCCUGCCACAGUCCAUGGACCCCUUGGACAUUGAGACAGUGGAGUCGGUCAAUUGGGGUCUGGAUGUUUAUAACCUGAAGGAGGAUGCUGCUGUAUUUACAGGGAAGAGGGCUCUCAUCUCCUUCCUGUCCUGGCUAGAUUACUGCGACCAGCUCAUCAAAGAGGCUCAGAAGUCCGCAGCUGUAGUGAUAGCAAAAGCAGUGAGAGAAAGUUUCUUUGUGUCAGUUAUGGAACCCCAGCUCAUGCAGACGUCCGAGGUGGGCAUCCUGACCUCUACAGCCUUGCUGAACAGGAUCAUCAGGCAGGUAACAUCCGAGGCUCUGCUGCAGGAGAUGAUUUACUUCCUGCUCGGGGAGGAGAGAGAUCCAGAGACUCAAUCUACUAUGGCUCAGAAUCCACUCAGACACAGACUUAUCGAGCACUGCGACCACCUGUCAGAUGAGAUCAGCAUCAUGACACUGCGGCUAUUUGAGCAGCUGAUCCAGAAGCCCAACCAGCACAUACUCCACAGCUUGCUUCUGCGUAGCCUGGAGGAGAGGAACUACCUGGAGAACAAACCCCAGGAUGACCGGGAGCCUCUGGAGAACGGGCAGUCCCAUGAUGCCGUAGACCUUGAGGAGGAUCCACUGUUUGCUGAUGACCUCUCUCCAGACAGCAGGCUGUCUGGUUCUGAUUGGCUCAGCUCCUCUCCACCACAGAGCCCUGACCACUUGAAGUGUGACGGGAAGACGGAGGUCCACAAGAUUGUCAACAGUUUCUUGUGUUUGGUGCCUGAUGAGGCAAAGUCAUCGUAUCAUGUUGAAGGCACAGGCUAUGACACCUACCUCAGAGAUGCACAUAGACAGUUUAGGGACUAUUGUGGGGUCUGCCAGCGGUGGGACUGGAGGGGAAAUCCAAAGCCUUUCGAGAAGUGUAACUUGGACAGCCCAUUCUUCGAGGGCCACUUCCUCAAGGUUCUCUUCGACAGGAUGGGUCGCAUCCUAGAUCAGCCCUAUGAAGUUAACCUGCAGGUGACUGCUGUGCUGUCCAAGCUGGCUUUGUUUCCACACCCCCACUUGCACGAGUACCUGCUGGACCCUUAUAUCAACCUGGCCCCUGGCUGCAGGUCUCUGUUCUCUGUCAUCGUCAGGGUGGUGGGGGAUCUAAUGUUGAGGAUUCAGCGCAUCCCAGACUUCACACCCAAACUGCUGCUCGUGAGGAAGAGAUUAUUAGGGCUGGAGCCAGAAGGCAUGAAUGUCGACCAUAUGACUCUGCUCGAGGGGGUGAUCGUGCUGGAGGAGUUCUGCAAAGAGCUGGCAGCCAUUGCCUUCGUCAAAUACCACGCAGCUGCCUCCUCCUCGCCGUAAUUCUCCUGCUGUUCAUCCAUCUGCCUCGGCCAGCCAGGCUGGCAGCCAGGUCAGGAUUGUAAUGGGCCUUUGGGGUGUGGCGGCGGUAGCACUGGUGUCACAAGGUCGUUAAAAGAUUACCACUAACUGCUCAUCCCUGCAAGACUGUUAAAGUCCACUUGGAUGGGUUCAUCACUUCCCCCUCCUCUGCCUUCCCAAGAUCCACUAUAAAUAGUCUUUGGUCUUGUAUUUGAGACGGUCAGAGCACAGACACUGCCCAGCCAGCGGAGGAAUGAGAGGAGAACAGAGAUCGAGUUGCAGAGAGAUGGUCAGCCUCUGUAUUUUACCAGCCGAAAGACAACUCUGUAAUUAUUAUAUUUGGGGAGAAAAGAUGUCUGUCUAUUUAUUUUUGUCCCAUUAUCACCCAUUUGUAAAAAUCAUUGCCUUAGUGUUGAACAGCACCUUUCAGUUACAGAAUAUUGUUUCCUUUUGAAACAUUUUUAUCUCACUCCUCACAUGUUGUCUGUUUAAAGACAAGAUGACUUUAGGCUAUAAGAGAAUAAAAAAAGCCCACUGCCUUCAACUCAUAUGUACCUGUAUUUGCAUGAAUAUUGAAAUGUAGUAUUUAUGAUACUGCACUCAUAUUUUAAAUGCCAAGUCCUCUAUAUUUAUUUGUUUGCUUUCUCAUUGCCUUUUUAACUGUCAUAAUGGGAUCAAAUUAAUUGGACGUCUGCAUCUUUCCUGAGUUUGUCUCAAUGCUAGUGCUCUCAAAGCUCACCAUCACAUUUUGUCAAAAGAAAUGGUGAAUUUGGCAAGUGGUGAAAUUGUAUGGGACCUCAUUGCAUUGCACUUGUUACAUUAUUCAUGUCCAUGCUCAUUUGGGGUUGGCUUUUAUGAAAUGUCAAGUUGGCAUUUUUGGGAAGAAAGACAUGUUUUUGAUUCUGCAUUAGUUUUAGUUCUCCAGACCCAGUGUUGCAUUUCUCACAGUGUGACUGCUAUUGUUGUUUUUAGAACCUUUGUAAUUCUCAGUAAUUAAUUUAUUAAGAUGGAAUAGAGGAUCGAGAUAUAGACCAGUGUCUUAAGUGCAUCAUUAACGUGGGACAUACUUCAGUUUACAACUGGGGUUCCUAAUCUUUAUUGUCUUAUGACCCCUGAAACAAAGCUAACGUCUAGUUGGUGGUGUUGCUGUAAGUUGUGGUUUUUUGUUGCUUGUAAGUUGUGGUUUUUAUUUGAAUUCACAAGAUAAGAAGAAAGUCCAUCGAAACUUUAUCCAACAGAAAAAUAUCAACAUUCCAUAUUGUCCAUCUCGUCUCAAACCCCUUUCUUGGGGUUUAGACCCCAUGUUUGGAAAGCAACAGCUAACAAUAUCCUAGGAGUCCUGAGUUCCUCCAUAAGUUAUUUGGACUUUCUAUAAGGUGUUUAGUUUACCAGCAGUGUUACCUUUUCAUCCCGGCCUUAAAUUCACGAAGUGUAUCGUUGGUUGUUUUAUUGUUUGUAUGUAUCGGGAGGGCGUCGGCAAUGGAAGGUUUGAUUUGGUCUCCAAGAUGCUUCGCAAUGUACGUUUGGUGGUUUUGUUUCCAGCGUGAACAUUUCCAUGAUUUAUUAUUGCGGUGGGAAAUGAACAGUCGCUUGUUGAAGCCAUUCGUUGAAGCCUUGUUUUCUCCUUCUCUCUGGUCCCACCUCAACCCCUUCACUCAAGCACCUACGCUACAUUAUGCAACUGCUUGCAUGGAAUCAGAUUUGCACAUUGUCUUUCUUCAUCCUUGUUCAUAAUGUAAAUAUACACAUCAAAAAGCGUUUUCUUUUUUUUUCUCCAAAUGUUUUCAUAAACGUAUCAAUAAAAAUAUCUAUGACGUACCAGGAGUAACAUUUCUAUUUUACUGGGAAACGUUUUUGAAAUGAUCAAAUCAUGCACAAUUUUUAAUCAACUCUUUCAACUGUUCUGUGCAUUUGUAUAUUGUGUGUACAAUAGCAAUAUAAAUAUACUACCUGGUG
Messenger RNA from Pseudoliparis swirei, 4434 nucleotides. RefSeq names its product FHF complex subunit HOOK interacting protein 2 (gene fhip2a). The coding region runs from base 229 to 2460 and encodes 743 amino acids. Lineage: Eukaryota; Metazoa; Chordata; Actinopteri; Perciformes; Liparidae. The record is from RefSeq and is a predicted model, not a curated record. The transcript is spliced from 17 exons.